Messenger RNA from Hyalella azteca, 2735 nucleotides. RefSeq lists its product as uncharacterized. The transcript has 13 exons. The record is from RefSeq and is a predicted model, not a curated record. The coding region runs from base 111 to 1790 and encodes 559 amino acids. NCBI's taxonomy places the organism in Eukaryota, Metazoa, Arthropoda, Malacostraca, Amphipoda, Hyalellidae.
UCAUAGCCUCACUGUUGAGUCAUGGGCAUGACAUCACUCACAACCUCUGCACACCUGAUGAACAGGGCUACUCUGCUCUUCAUCAUGCGGUUUUGUACAAGGAUCUUGCAAUGUUGAAGAAACUUCUAAUGUAUGCAGAUCAAAGGUGCAUUAACUUGGAGAGUCAUGAUCGAUCCACUGCUCUGCUGCUUCUCUGCAGAAACUGCUCAGCCUCAGACCUGGAGGAAGAAAUAUUGGCAAGCCUUCUAGAUGCUGGAGCAAAUCCCAACCUGCCUGAAAAUGAUCCAUUUUCUCUGCCCCUAUUGUGCGCCUUGGAGAGACGCUGGUGGCGAGGAGCUGAGCUAAUGCUGGACGCAGGGGCGGACGCCACAGCCAUGGAUUCUGAGCACUUUGAUCUUCCAGCCACAUACUUUGCUCGGGAUAAUGUCGAAAUGCUGAGGAACCUAUUGAGUAGAGGAUGUGACUGCCCUGACCUCAAUCAUUGGAUAACUAACAGAAAUCUAACAGAUGCCCAGUUGAAGACCAUAUUGCAGCCGUACAUAUUGUCUCACUCAGAAAUUCUUGGGCUGGAAGAUGUGCUGCUUGGUGCUGUCUCGGUAUCGUACCACGAGAGCGCUUUGUACAUUCUGGAGCAUUACGCGUUUGACACGAUGUAUCAAUUACAGCACAUUAUCGAAUAUAUCUUUAGACUUAACAAUGGAAUCAACUGGGCAGACAAGAAAAAUUAUGUAACUGCCAUGACGAAGAACAUCUUCAUGAGUGAAUUGGACAAGAAAGAACUGAUGAUAAUAAAACUUUUCCUGAAAUGCGCCAAAUCCUGCCCGAAAAAUGAAGACGGAGAAGAGUGUGGCGGUUUGUGCGACGUCAAUGUCGAACAAAUCUGGAUCAAUCUAGAACAUAUUAUUAGACUAGCCGAGCACAAUGGACUACAAAUCGAAAAUUGGAGCCUAAGCGAGGAACUGUUUGAAAUGACCCUUCGCAAUACAACACUGCCUAUAAUACAAUGUAUGGGCCUGAAAAUAGAUCUAAACGUCCUCAACCUUGCGCUGUACGAGACGACUUUAUGUUCAGUUCCCCUAGUCUUGAAGCUCCUGCUACUGAUGAAACAGAAAGGUUUCCGGCUGACAGUGUCUUCUGCGGUUGCAUUCAUAUCUAGUCCAUGCCUUCGAAAAAUUUGCCGAAGUCUUCAAAAAACUGAUAUCAAUAUCCAAGCUAUUGUGCACUUGCCGGAGUCACCGUAUCGAAUUUUGUUAUCAGAGCUGACCAGGAACUGCUGUGAAGAGGGGCAGUGCUGGUUCAGGUCGCCCAGGAUUACGGAUUUGUGUAGGCUUGCCAUUAAAGAAGGAUGUAGUUUCCUUGUGUUUAUGCUGCUCCAUCUCGGCGUGCACGAAUUAUUCCUGCACCCGGUCGAGACAGAAAUUAUAAGGGCGGGGGCUGAAAGUAGGCGGCUCGUGUUCUCCAUUCUUCACCGUUAUGCUCCGAGGUGGAAGCUUCGGACUCCUACUCCUUCUGGGUCUCCUUGUGACGACGAAAUGAGGCCGCUGAAAUAUCUCUAUCGCCCAGAAAACAUAGUGGCACGAUUAAAUCUAAUGGCGCCGCUGCGGUCGCUGAAGGAGCUGUGCCGCCUCUCCAUCCGCGCCUCCCUCGGCCACUGCAGGAUUGAAGAGAAGACGGAAGGCUUGCGAGACGUGUUACCAGCUCUUCUAAGGGAAUACCUUUACUUCUGCCACGACUUCCUCAUCUUACCGAAGAUUCCUCAACUUCCCGAGGAAGAUGAGGAAGAAAAGUAACCUGGGACCGUUGAUACGGUGACUGUUGCCUGGGACCGUUGAUACGGUGACUCGUCAUACCUGGGAUCGUUGAAACGAUGACUCGUCUUGCUUGGGACCGUUGAUACGGUGCAUUUCAAGUGGUGAUGAUUCACUGAUGGAGCGUUGAACCCAAAAUUCAUCACUAAACGUAUCAAGAUUGUAAUUUAACUCCAAAUUGAACAUUCAGGUGAAUGGAAUGUCUAUCUUCAGCAAUACCCCAAAGAGACGAUAAAGAUAACAUUCCCAAAUCACAAGAGUAUUUUGUUUGGUAUUUUUAAUGGAAAAUUUUCGAUUUUAGUUACUUCAACUAUGCAAAUUUUUCAUUAACACUUCGGAAGAUGUUUUGUACGGCUACGUCCACGGCUACGCUGAUGCGAAUACGUCGUCAACUGCCUGAGGCACGUCUUAAUUGCUCCUGAGGCUCAGGAGCAAUAGAACUAACGCUCAUCUGUCCUCAGUUGGAGGAGCUGAUGCGAGAUUAUUUUGAUGACAAUAGUGGGACAGGGGCGGACGUCCAGGGAUUGUGCUCAAACACAUGUUAAGGAUUCCUUGUCAGAAUGAUGUGUGAUUUAGACUUGUUCUUGUGGAGGUAUUGACGCCAAGGUAUUUCUUUUUCAGGAUUGUGUUAAGGCUUCCAUUUCAUAUAUUUUUUCACGUUCUUCUUGCCUUGUGAUUUGACAUGAACAGCGCAAUAAAUUUAUUAUCUGUGGGUGCUUAUGCAUCUUUUUCCUGUCCAAGUUUAAAGUUUUUUAUCUCUGCAAAUCGGGCAGCUGUCGUUCAAUAAUAAAUGUCACAAUGUUGAUGGUAUUUUUGUCGCCAUUAAUUAUAUAGAUAGAUAAGAAUAACAUCUACGACGGAUACUGUAUUCCUAGACAGAGUGUGAUAUUUCAUGCUAUACGUUUAACUACAAGCUCUGUAAAUCCA